GUUCCGCCUAGUUCGGCAUCAAUUGGCAAGAAGAAAAUACCGGCGGUCGAGCCAAGCUUAGCAACGGAUACCUAAACUCCGUAAUUGACAGCAAGCUCUCCUAAUAGAAUUGCUCCUUAUAUUCUUCCCAUCUCUCCACCAUCAUCUUAUCACAACACCUUACACUUCAAAAUGUCACAAAAACUUCGUAUCGGUUAUGUUCCAGAGCAUUUCUCUAUGCCUCUUUUGCAAUUAGCUGCAACUGAAUGGGGAAAGGAACAUAUCACAAUCGUACCUCAACCAAGUGGAACAGGACAAAUGUUAACUUCAUUCAAUGCAGAAAAGCCAGAAGAUCGUGUGAUUGAUGUAGCAAUCGCCUUGACGGAAGCAUUGAUUGCAGGUUUGGCAAAAGGUCGUUCGGACUAUGAAUUAGUUGGAACAUAUGUCAAGAGUAGCUUGAAUUGGGCAGUGAUCACUGGUACAGACGAAAAAGCAUCAAAGUAUAAUUCUAUCAAAGAUUUGCAAAAUACAAAGAUUGGAAUUAGUAGAAUCGGAAGUGGUUCUCAAAUCAUGGCAAGCGUCAUGGCAUUGCAACAUGGAUGGACAGAUGCAAAUGGAAAUGUACAAUCGAUCGAAUUCAAAGUGAAUGAUACAUUUGCUAAUUUGCGAAAUGGUGUCAAUCAACAUGAAGGUUUGGAAACAAGUGCUUUCAUGUGGGAAUGGUUCACUACUAAACCAUUCGUAGACUCAGGCGAAGUACGCUUUAUCGGAAAUGUGCCAACGCCUUGGCCAAGUUGGACGAUUGCAAGUUCUAAAUCCAUUAGCUCAGAGCAGAAAAAGACUUUGGAAGAAUUCCAACAAAAGUUGCAAGAGACAAUCAAAGCAUUCACAAACCCGAAAAAUGAAACAGAAUCUCGUCAAGCAAUCGAAAAGCAUUUCGAUUACAAACCUGAAGAUGUUCAACAAUGGUGGUCAGGCGUCCGUUGGGCUCUCGAUCAACGUGAACCUUUGGCCAAUGCAUCCUCUAUGAAAGGUCAAAAUGCAAACACAAAAACGGUCAGUAAGGCUGUGUUAACACAAACUUUAGAUCUGUUGGAAAAGGCUGGCGUCUUUAAAGCUCCACAAGGUGGAUGGGAUUUCAGCAAAUUCGCAGAAUCCUCUAACUUAGUCGACUGAUACCUUUCUAUAUUGCUAUGCCAUACCGCUCCACACAAUGUAUAUUUAUAACCAAUGAUACCGAUAGAUCCAAUUUUACUGUUGUGAAUAUAUUGCAUUAGUACAGAAUAGCUGGUCGACUCAGCAUCGAAAGUC
This is a messenger RNA of Meira miltonrushii, 1290 nucleotides long. RefSeq lists its product as uncharacterized. The transcript has a single exon. Lineage: Eukaryota; Fungi; Basidiomycota; Exobasidiomycetes; Exobasidiales; Brachybasidiaceae. The coding region runs from base 172 to 1155 and encodes 327 amino acids. The record is from RefSeq and is a predicted model, not a curated record.